CUCUCAGUGUGCUCGUCCACCUGCACCAUGCUCUACGUGGGCUUGUUGUGCUGCGUGCUGCUCCGCGUGCUCGUCGUGCGUGGGACACAGCUGUCGUUUAAACUUCCUGAUAAAGAGGAGCAGUGUUUCUACGAAGAGCUGGAGAAAGGAGUCAAGUUCUGGAUAAACUUCCAUGUCCUGGAUGGAGGAAACCUGGAUGUGGACUGGUCUGUCACAGAUCCUCUGAACGGGCUGGUGUAUGAGAAGAAGAGAGCGGAGCACGGCGGCUUAUUUCACAACACAACCAUGAAGGGCGUUUACACCAUUUGCUUCAGUAACGCCUUCUCCACGUUCACAGACAAAACUGUGUACUUCAACAUCCAAGUCGGAGAAGAAGAGCCACUUCUAGACACCAUGUCCAGAGCCACAGCGCUGACCCAGAUGGAGUCGACAUGUGCUUCUAUUCACGAGUUCCUGAGGAUUGUGUCUGACUCCCAGAUGUGGCAGAGGCAAAGGGAAGCACAAGAUCGCCUGAAGGCAGAGCAUCUUCUUGAGCGAGUCACCUACUGGUCCAUUGGAGAAAGCAUUCUGCUCUUUGUGAUCGGCUUUGGUCAGUUAAUGGUGCUUAAGAGCUUCUUCGCUGACAAGAAAGGCUGUGUGGCAACGUCCACCUAGAACCUGUUGUCUGGGAGAGACUCAGAAAGGAGCUCUGACAGUGAAUGAGACCAGGCUGGAAGCACACAACUAGUCAUUUUUCAGCAAGGUUUUCGUUAAAUGAUCUCAGG
Molecule: messenger RNA, 764 nt
Organism: Thalassophryne amazonica
Lineage: Eukaryota; Metazoa; Chordata; Actinopteri; Batrachoidiformes; Batrachoididae
Product: transmembrane emp24 domain-containing protein 3-like
Exons: 3
Coding region: 28-654 (208 amino acids)
Biological process (GO): Golgi organization; endoplasmic reticulum to Golgi vesicle-mediated transport; intracellular protein transport
Cellular component (GO): Golgi apparatus; endoplasmic reticulum-Golgi intermediate compartment; endoplasmic reticulum
Source: RefSeq, a predicted model, not a curated record